Molecule: messenger RNA, 1569 nt
Organism: Bipolaris oryzae ATCC 44560
Lineage: Eukaryota; Fungi; Ascomycota; Dothideomycetes; Pleosporales; Pleosporaceae
Exons: 4
Coding region: 1-1569 (522 amino acids)
Biological process (GO): transmembrane transport
Cellular component (GO): membrane
Molecular function (GO): transmembrane transporter activity
Source: RefSeq, a predicted model, not a curated record
AUGAUGGCGGGUACGCAGCCUAGGAGCGAGACUACUGGUAUCUCCGACAGGACAGACGGGUUCGACACUAGCGUCAUUGCGCCAGCCGAGGCACCCAAGAGAUCGCCAUGGAAGGCGUGGAUGUACCUCUGGGAAUGGUAUCCUAAGCAUUAUCCACCGGAAGAGAGGAAGCUUCUGAGGAAGAUGGACGCAUGUCUCUUGACAUUCUGCUCAUUCAUGUUCUUCCUGAAAUGGCUCGACUCGUCAAACAUCAAAAACGCCUACGUUUCCGGUAUGAAAGAGGAGCUCGAGCUGUAUGGAAACGAGUACUCGCUCUUCGACACUUUUUACAAUAUCGGGUACCUUGUCUUCCAGGUUCCCUCUUUAUUGCUUCUUUCUAGACCGAAAGUCGCAAAGUACUAUCUACCUACCAUGGAAGUACUCUGGUCAAUUGUGACUUUUUGCCAGAGUCAGAUGCGCAGUAGAAACGAUAUAUAUGGCACUCGCUUCUUACUUGGUUUACUCGAAACUCCCGUGGCAUCCGGCACCACGUACGUUCUGGGUUCUUGGUACAGGCCUGAAGAGGUGUUUAAGCGUACUGGAGUCUGGUUCGUCUCUAACAACAUUGCCGUCAUGUUUGGUGGCUACCUUCAAGCCGCAGCUUAUAAGAAUCUCAACGGGGUUCGUGGCAUGGCUGGGUGGCGCUGGCUAUUCAUCAUCGACGGGGUGAUAUCCCUACCCAUCGCUUUAGCCGGGUACUUAAUUUUCCCCGGUCUCCCAAGUAGCAAGAGGCCAUGGUGGCUCACGCCCAAAGAGCAUGAAUUAGCUCGGUCUCGCAUGGUCAACGCAGGUGUGCAGCCUAGCAAAGAGCUAAGUUGGACGGUAGCCAAGCGCACAUUCACUCGCUGGGAAUUUUAUAUGGGCGUCCUCUGCUACACCUUUUUCUUGUCCUCAUCCUACCCCCACGGACAAAUGGCCAUCUGGCUCAAAGAUCUCACAGCCAAGCACCCAGGUGCAUACACUGUGCCGCAGAUCAACACAAUCCCUACCGGUGCUCAAGGUGUCUCUGUUUUCGCUGCUAUACUCGCAACUUCGCUAUGCAUGGUGUACCCGCUUUGGUCCAUUUUCUCCAUUGUCCAAACCAUUUACAUCAUAGCAAACAUCUCCCUGUUGAUCUGGAACAUACCAAAGGGUUACCACUUUGCCUGCUAUUAUCUUCUCGGCGUAUCAGCAGCGAUAACACCCAUACUCAUGCCUUUUAUCAACAUGGCGCUGCGUGAUGAUGCUGAAGCACGCGCGGUGACCGUUGGGGCGAUGCUGACGGCCGGGUGGGCGGUAUUUUCAUUUUAUCCCAUUACGGUAUUUCCGAUUGUUGAGGGCCCGAGAUGGACGAAAGGGUAUGCGGUUAAUAUUUGCUUUGUUGUUGGGUGUUGGGCUACGUUUUUGAUUAUGCAGUAUUUGUAUAAAAUGAGUGAGAAGAGGAAACAAGCGCUUGCUGUUGGGGAGAUGAUGAAGAGUGAUGAGGAUAUGGUGGGGGUGGAUGUGUAUGGCAAAGAUGGGGCCGAGAUGGAGCGUGGGGAGUCGAGGUGA